Tarenaya hassleriana is the source of this 1182-nucleotide messenger RNA. RefSeq names its product heat stress transcription factor C-1. Gene Ontology annotation, molecular function: DNA-binding transcription factor activity; RNA polymerase II cis-regulatory region sequence-specific DNA binding. Gene Ontology annotation, cellular component: nucleus. Gene Ontology annotation, biological process: regulation of transcription by RNA polymerase II. The record is from RefSeq and is a predicted model, not a curated record. NCBI's taxonomy places the organism in Eukaryota, Viridiplantae, Streptophyta, Magnoliopsida, Brassicales, Cleomaceae.
UCUUCCACUUCUUCUUCUACCUCCAGACUGCGAACCCAUGAGUUGAGAAAAAAAAAAAUGGAGGCUAAUGGCGACAACAACGUUAUCGCACCAUUCGUUAUGAAAACAUAUCAGAUGGUCAGCGAUCCGACGACGGACAUGGUCAUCACCUGGGGAUGCGCCAACAACAGCUUCAUCGUCAUCGACCCUCUGGUUUUCUCCCAGCGGAUCUUGCCAGCUUACUUCAAACACAACAACUUCAGCAGCUUCGUCCGACAACUCAAUACAUACGGGUUUAGGAAAGUGGAUCCGGAUCGGUGGGAGUUCGCGAACGAACACUUUCUACGGGGACAGAAGCAUCUGCUGAAGAACAUAGCGCGUAGGAAACACGCGCACACGCGUGGCAGUGGCUACGGGGAGUGUGUGGACGACGGCGAGAUCGUGAAGGAGAUUGGGAGGUUGAAGGAGGAGCAGAGGGAGCUCGAAGCGGAGAUCGACAGGAUAAGCCACCGGCUCGAGGCGACGGAGCGGCGGCCAAGCCAGAUGAUGGCCUUCCUCUACAAGGUCAUCGACGACCCCGACCUCUUGCAACGUAUGAUCCUCGAGAAGGAUCACCGGAAAAACCAGAUCGCCGCCUCCGCAUCUGCCGAUAACGAAGAAUUCCCGGAGAAGAAGCAGCGGCUGACGAUAUACCCGGGAAAACGCGACCUCUUGCAACGUAUGAUCCUCGAGAAGGAUCACCGGAAAAACCAGAUCGCCGCCUCCGCAUCUGCCGAUAACGAAGAAUUCCCGGAGAAGAAGCAGCGGCUGACGAUAUCGCCGGUGAAAUCGGAGGAGGGCGUGAUUUCUCCGACGCAGUAUCCGUCGCCGGAUAGUUCUGUAAGGUGGGUAUUCCCGACGGAGAAGGGACAGUUUGGUAAUUUCGAUGGGUGUGGUGACGUGUCAGCUGUCUCGGCAUCCUCGUCGUCCUCGACGUUGUCGUUGCCGGAGAGCGUAAACGGCGGAGGGAGGAUGACGUGGCAGAUGCUGUGUAGCGAAACGGCGACGUUUGGAGGAGCGGUAGAGUUGAGUCCGCCGCCACCGCCUUAUCCCUUUUCUUUGUUGGGAGGUGGAUUUUAGCUUAUUAGUUUUCUCAUGAUUUUUUUUUUAUCUUUGGUUAUCGUAUUUUUCCCUUUCCUCUUUUGGCAAUUCUAUUUUAAUGUU